Cylicocyclus nassatus is the source of this 1662-nucleotide messenger RNA. The record is from the annotation of a GenBank genome assembly. Lineage: Eukaryota; Metazoa; Nematoda; Chromadorea; Rhabditida; Strongylidae.
AUGUAUAGAUUGAAUAAAGCGACGAAUGUUCUUGAGGCUUAUGAUGAGACUAAUAUUCAGGACUUUGUGAACUCAUAUCGUGAUACGGCUUUAUCGUCUGUACUUGAAAAAUAUCUUCCUGUGCCUGACGCUGCUGACGAUGUCGUUGGUGAAUAUAUGAAUAAUCUUGAUGAUUUAGAUUAUCUUACUGAGGCACAGGCAACAGCCGAGAAUUUGCGUUCUAAGUAUAAUUUAGGAGAGGAUUUGGACUGGAAACAAAUUUUUGGAGAGGUCUCGAAACGACGUUUUUCCGCUCCUUCUCUUUCGAUUAUUGAUAAUGUUGCGGUUCGUGAUUUUAAAGUUUAUACCGCUAAAAAUCCGUUGAAGUCUGAUUUGUCGUUGUAUCGUGUUGGUUCGUUUGAUAUUGAGACGGGCGAAGUUAAACCGCUUUUUUCUGAAUUGUUGUUUAAUGGUUCAGACAUAAAGGACGUCGGUCAACUUAUUCCUUUGAAACCGCGUGAAGUGCUUGCAGGUGAUUCUUUUAAAGUUGAUUCGUGUGCCGUCGCUCGUGUUGCGUCGUCGUUUAUUAAGCCCGUUAUGGAUAAUCUUUACCUUGAGACUUAUCAUUUUUAUGUCCCGUAUAGACUUCUUUACGAUAAGACUGAGCGAGUUUUUGGUAAUGCUUCACCGUCGGCGUACGAAGAUAAUGACCUUGCAAAGUUCCCGUCUUUUGAUGAUUCUGGUGAAGAUACUAUCACGAUAAGUCAGAAUUCUAUAGGUGAUUAUCUCGGCUACCCUGUCGGUACAAUUUCUAGUAAGGACGUUUCUGUUUUGCCGUUUCGUGCUUAUGCUCUGGUGGUGGAUAAAUGGUUUCGUAAUGAAAAUAUUAUUGAUGAGAUUUACGUUCAAAAAGGCGAGUUUAACAACGAGUUACCGAAUAAUGAUGAUUUUGCACCUGACAAUUAUAUGGGAAAACCUUUCAACGUCGGCAGAAGAAAGGAUUAUUUUACGUCGUGUUUGCCAGCGCCUCAAAAAGGCGUUCCGCAAGGCUUGCAGUUGACGUUUUCUAAUGAUACUUUUGCUCCUGUAUAUCCUAAAGAUCCGAAUAAUGAUCUAAAUAUUCACGAUCCGUCUAAGUUGCCCGAUUAUGGUGAUCUAUCUCUUGGUGAUGAUCUUCCUGAUAGCGAGUGGUAUGAUUUGUUUGUCCCUGGAUCGCAGCUUCCGCCGUUCUUUGGCGGAGGUGCGGAAAAUGGUGAAAGUUUUUUUUCUCGUACUUUCGGCAGUGGAGAUUAUAAAAAUUCUAAGUAUUUGCAGGAUUCUGCCAACGCGUUUAAUGCGUUGGAAGCAGAUAAGUCGAGAGUUUUCAACGCUGAAGAAGCAGAGAAAGCAAGGAAUUUUUCCGCACAAGAAGCCUUGAAACAACGUGAAUUCGAGGAGCGACUGUCUAAUUCUGCAUAUCAGAGAGCCGCUCAAGAUCUUAAAAAUGCAGGUUUGAAUCCUUAUUUGCUUUAUGGUUCUGCGGGUUCGGCCACUACGCCAGCAGGUUCGAGCGCUCAGACUACUCUUGCGAGUUCUACUCCUGCACACUCUGGCGGAAUUUCUGCCACUACAAGCGGUCUCGCUAAUAGUGCAAUAUCUGCUAUUGCGUCUAUUGCUUCUGCGGUAAUAAAAGCAAGUGCAUAA